Topomyia yanbarensis is the source of this 2997-nucleotide messenger RNA. Its product is annotated as ceramide kinase. The coding region runs from base 331 to 2307 and encodes 658 amino acids. The record is from RefSeq and is a predicted model, not a curated record. Gene Ontology annotation, molecular function: kinase activity. NCBI's taxonomy places the organism in Eukaryota, Metazoa, Arthropoda, Insecta, Diptera, Culicidae. The transcript has 9 exons.
UGUCGAGAAAAGUGAGGUUAACUGUGCCAGUAAAGAACCUAAUUAUUGCAGACAUUUAAAAAAAAGUACCUGGCAUCUCUGCCUGGGUGUGUGUUUUGUCAGUUUUAUUCCUACCGUCGCGGUGAUUAGAUGAUACGUUUGGAAUUUUUUUGUACGUAGUUCUAAAGAAACACACUUUCAUUGCGCUGUACGUUAUUUUAAUCCAUUCGUACGUGAGCGACUGUAACAAUUACCAAAUUGCUGCAAUUAUCAGCCCAUUCCGCACUGUGUAUGAAGACUAGUAUCGAGUGUCGAAACUUAAGGAAAGCUUUAUUACUAAGCUCAUAAGUCAUGGACAAACAGAAAGAAGUGCUUCUGAAUACCUUCGUGAUAACCAAGAAAAAAUAUCGGGUGUUCUACAAUGCUGGCGUUCUCGUGUGGGAAACUGAGAAUUCAAAAAAGGGAAAAAAUACCGUCCAUGUAACUGAUAUUAUAUCAGUUAAACUUUCCAAUACUGCAAGUGAUCGAUCGCAUUCGAAGCACGCGUCACGUGACAUUUCCACCAUCUACGGGAUGACCUCUAGUACACAUGUACCGAUAAACGAGAGUAUUGAUUCUGAUCGGAUUCCGGUACUUACUAGUUCUGAAUCGAUGAUAACAAAUGCCACUGUAAAUACGCUAUCAACCACAACUGGCACCAGCACCAGAGUCAAUUUAUAUGAUAUACUAAACAACGAUUCUACCAGUGACAUCAAUUCUCUUGACGACAACACUGUUAAUGUAUACUACCUAAUAAUACACUAUGCGCGACUCGUUUGUUAUCGAACCUGUAAAUGGAGAGUACAACAGUUGGUUUUGUUCAACAGUGAACAACGGAUUAUCAGACUUUGGCACAACCGCAUAUUAGAUGAUAUCAAAGAUCAAAACCGACCUAAAAAUUUACUGAUUUUUCUCAAUCCAUACGGUGGAAAGCAAAACGCUUUUAGGUUGUUUGAGAAGUAUGGAAAACCACUGUUUAAGCUUGCUCAAAUCGAUAUCAAUCUGAUCAUCACUCAACGCGCCCAGCAAAUUUACGACAUAAUGACGUCUCAAUCAAUCAAUGUUAACAGUUACGAUGGUGUCGUGUGCUGUGGUGGGGAUGGUACAUUUGCAGAACUAUUUAAUGGUCUUGUAUAUAGAACGAUGAUUGACUUAGGUUUGGACACUCGCAAUCCACCGUACCUUCCAAAGCCAAGCAUUCCCAUUGGAAUAAUUCCAGCAGGCAGUACUGACACGGUUGCAUAUUGUUUAAACGGAUCUAAUGAUGUGAGAACGUCAAUCAUCCAUAUUAUUCUGGGUCAAUCACAUGGUUUAGAUAUAUCCAGUGUUCAUCGCAAACACACUGUUUCUAAUCCAUGCGCAACGAACGGAACGCCAGAGCAAACACAGAGUGAUAAUUUUACUAAUGGAACUAGCAAUAGCACUAAAAUAAAUCAACCUCAGUUACUCAAACUAUAUGCAAGCGUUAUAUCCUAUGGGUUUCUAGGAGACGUGGCAAUGGAUAGCGAGAACUAUCGCUGGAUGGGACCGAAGCGAUAUGAGUAUUCAGGAGUAAAAAAAUUUCUUCGGAACCGUGGCUAUAAGGGUACUGUACACCUGGAAAAAGAAAUAAUCAAUGGCAAUAACAGCAAUCAAAACAGUCCAACCGAUGGUAUAAGAUGUUUAGAAAAUUGUCAACGCUGCGAGUAUGCGUCUUCGAAGAGUAUUAAUCAAAACGAGCAUGAUGUUGAAGAAGUGACUAUAACUGGAAAGUUCUUAAUGGUGAAUGGUGCUAAUAUUUCUUGCGCAUGCCUGCGCAGUCCGCAAGGUUUCAAUCCUUACUGUCAUCUCGGUGAUGGUUAUUUGGAUCUGAUUCUAGUUCGACAUACGUCCUUCUUCAACAAUAUUCGACUGUUACUAGCGAUGUCUUCCAAAACGAAAAAGAUUAGCGAUUUAUCAUUUGUUGAGAUAUAUCGAACAAAGAAGUUUACCUUUAAUGCGGAUACUACAACUAUCACGUGUCAAGGUGACGGUCACGUUAAUAGCGCUAUUGAGGAAGAACCUAAGAACUCCGCAGCCGCAAGCGGCAAUGUAUCUACCUCGCAUAGUGCAGGAGUUGACGCAACAGGAAGCAGUAACCGCAGCCUGUCGAAGUGGAAUUGUGACGGAGAAAUCCUCCCGGGUACUGACCUCAUAGUAGAGUGUCAUUGCCAGUUGAUCAACGUUUUCCGCCGGGCGACAUCCUGUAGGGAUAGCAACUCUAAGCAAAAAGAAACAAGUAUUUUAAAUUGUUGUGGACUGUGCAAAUGAUAGUUUUAUUCUAGAUGUGUCUAAGACAUUUACCUGUGUGAUUUUUUCCUGGCAGUUUUAGUUUGGAGCAAACCAAUCUGUGAUUCGUAUUAGAUAACACAUUUCCUGUACCAUAACAUUAUUUUCAUUUUUACUUGAGGCAAUAUUGCCGCUAGAAGCAUAGUUGUCCCAUAUGUAUAGGGAUUCCCAUAGCACAUGGGACAAUUAUGCUUCUAGCGGCAGAAUACUACAUUUAUAGAAAAAUUUAAAAUAAUUGUCCACGUAUUCUCAAGCCUUUCAAGUGCUAGUAUUAUUGGAAAUUCAACUGAUCGUGGUGUAGGUAAUAAGGACAUUCGGUGAUGAUAAUUGGUAACAAAAAUAAUUGAAUGUCGGGCAGCACAUUCCACAAAAUGCGUGCUUGAAUAAUCUAUGGUGAUAAUAGUUUUAAGUAAAAGGAUCACAUUCUUCCGGUAUGAGGUACUAGGUACUAGAUUGUACGGGUAAAUUCUCGAUGUUAUAUGCUAGUACAAAAAAUCACGAUUGAGCUUCAGACAUUUAUUGUAGGUUUAUAAAAAGUUGCAUUUAGCUAUUACAUAAAUAACGUUUGUAAAUCGGGAAAAAAUCACAAAAAUUAAUAAAAAAUAACGCUUUGAAGCAUACUUAUGUUCCUUCUUAUAGGAAAAUAUCGUUUGGAUUCGAGGGUUAACUUAA